Molecule: messenger RNA, 867 nt
Organism: Rhodamnia argentea
Lineage: Eukaryota; Viridiplantae; Streptophyta; Magnoliopsida; Myrtales; Myrtaceae
Product: F-box/LRR-repeat protein 25-like
Exons: 1
Coding region: 1-867 (288 amino acids)
Molecular function (GO): protein binding
Source: RefSeq, a predicted model, not a curated record
AUGGCGCCACCAGACGCCAGCCCUGAUCUCUCCUCCUCUCCGCCAGAGGCGGUGGAGGUUGAUAACAUCAGCCCCCUGCCCGACGUCAUAAUCCACCAUAUCUUCUGCUUCUUGCCCUUCAAAGACCUGGUGAAGACCAGCGUGUUGUCCAAGCAAUGGCGUUUGGCUUGGACCUCCACUCCAUACAUCAAUCUCUCUUUCCUCUCUCUCCCCUCAAGGCGUGUCGCUCUUUUGAUCAGCAGUGCACUGAGUCUCUGCACUGCCACUAAGAUAGAGAAGCUCCAUGUGGAUUGUUACGUCCGCACUGAAUUCGAUCGGUGGUUCCGCUUUGCCGCGGCACGCCAAGUGGAGGACGCUUCGUUGGUCUUUGGAGGCUCGGAUCGUUUCGUACCACAAUUCAUGUGCGAUUGCACGUCGCUGGUGAGUUUGCGAAUAUCGAAGGCUACUUUUCCACCGGAUUUUAGCAUCCACUGGCCUUCACUUAAGAAAUUGUGCCUUCACGACUUUAUUUUCGAUUACUUUCCUUCGGGGAAGGAUGUGAUUAAGAAAAUAAUAAGGGGGUGCCCUGUUCUUGAAUCUCUUACAUUGCUUUCCUCCCGGGUCGGCAUAUUCAACGUCUGGAUUGAUUCAAGAUCUCUAAGAGAGUUGGUGAUCGAAGCCGAUUCUAUUUGGUCUCUCGAUAUUUCGGCUCCGCUCCAUAUUUCGGCUCCGAAUCUGCAUUCAUUGCGUUUGUCGGGUGGAGUUGUCUUCAGCCUAUUCCUAACGGGAGUAUCUUCAUUAGCAGAGGCAGAGUUGAACUUUAAGCAGCCAACUGCUUGUCGUUGGAAUUUUUCUCGCGACUUGAGGUUCCUCCUUACGAAGCUGUAG